Molecule: messenger RNA, 1488 nt
Organism: Rhodamnia argentea
Lineage: Eukaryota; Viridiplantae; Streptophyta; Magnoliopsida; Myrtales; Myrtaceae
Product: xylan glycosyltransferase MUCI21-like
Exons: 2
Coding region: 1-1488 (495 amino acids)
Molecular function (GO): glycosyltransferase activity
Source: RefSeq, a predicted model, not a curated record
AUGAGGAGAACGCGCGCGAUUGCAGUGACUUGUCUAGGGCUGCUCGUGAUGAUUCUAGCCCUCGACAUCAAUCUAACAUCCUUCAUGGAUUUGACCGGAAUUCAAGGGCUAAAAGCCUGGGCACGGGUCCCAGGGGCUACCAAGCCGAGGACAUCGGCCUCACUAUCAUCGGACAUACACGGAUCACCGAUCACCUGCGACCGAUCUCACGCCUCCUACGAUCUGUGCACCAUCCACGGCCCUGCUUUGCUGGACCCCGCCCCCGCCACGAUCUCUCCCUUGGACCGGGCCUCGCCGCCGCAUGCCCCGGUGAAGACCGGCCCUUACACGCGGAAGAGGGACCUGCGUGCGCUCUCGCGGGUCAAAGAGCUGACCAUAACCUCUUCCUCGCCCCCGCCCAACGCCACGUGCGGAGCCACGCAGGCGGCCCCCGCCCUAGUGUUCAGCGCCGGCGGCUACACCGGCAAUUUCUUCCACGAGUUCAGCGACGGCCUCGUCCCGCUCUUCAUCACCGUCGAGUCCAUGUUUCCUGCCAGCAACGUCACCCUCGCGGUCGUUGAUUGUCGCGACGGGUGGCUCCGGAAGUACGCGGACGUGCUCUCCCACCUCAGCCGCCGCCCGGUCAUCAACCUGGACAGGCAGGAGGAGACUCUCUGCUUCCCGUCCAUCACCGUUGCGCUGAUCACGCACGCUCCGAUGACUAUCGACCCCAAGCUGCUUCCGCAUCCGAAGAGCCUGCGCUAUUUGGCAUCCUUCCUCGAAGGCGUCUACGGCGGCGGCAGGGCGGUGGCUCCUCCACCGAGCCCAGCUUCCGGAGGGAGGCCGCGACCGGUGUUGGUGAGCCGGCCGAGGAGCGCCGGACGCGCAUUCUUGAACCAGGCAGAGCUGGAGGCCCUAGCGGAGAGGACUGGGUUCGAGGUGAGGGGAUUCGCGCCGACCCAUGAAGUGCGGUUGGCAGAGUCAUACAGACUGGUGCAGGAGAGCCACGCCAUGACAGGGGUGCACGGGGCGGCAAUGACCCACGCGGUUUUCCUGCGACGGGGGUCGGUGCUGUUGCAGGUGGUGCCGGUGGGGACGGCGUGGUUGUCGGAGGCCUACUUCGGGAGGCCGGCGAGGGUGCUGGGGCUGGAGUACGUGGAGUACAGGAUCGGGGCGAACGAGAGCAGCCUGGCGGAGCAGUACGGCGUCGACAGCUUGGCGAUGAAGGAUCCGAGGGCGGUGGUGGGAGGGGGAGUGGAAGAAGAUGGGUUUGUACUUGAAGUCGCAGAAUGUGAGGUUGGACUUGGGGAGGUUGAGGUCGUCCUUAGAGAGGGCUUACGUCAAGGCCAAGGCGUUCAUGGAGGUUGGAGAGUCGAGUUAGCACUUAAGCAUGCGAUUGAAUCGAGACGGCGGAUCUGUUGCGUAACUUCUUCUCUUUGUCUCGUUCCUUUACAUCGUAUGUCAAGGUGGGAUCAGGAGAAUUCUGGUGUAGAUAGAUCCUCGGGGUGA